This is a messenger RNA of Eimeria acervulina, 2850 nucleotides long. RefSeq lists its product as hypothetical. The record is from RefSeq and is a predicted model, not a curated record. Lineage: Eukaryota; Apicomplexa; Conoidasida; Eucoccidiorida; Eimeriidae. Gene Ontology annotation, biological process: mRNA processing. The transcript is spliced from 9 exons. Gene Ontology annotation, cellular component: catalytic step 2 spliceosome; Prp19 complex; precatalytic spliceosome. The coding region runs from base 1 to 2850 and encodes 949 amino acids.
AUGCAAAAGUGCUGCUGUGUUCAGGAGCCCUUGCUGCCCAUCUGGAGCAGCAGCAGCGUGCUGCUGUUGCAGCAGCAACAACAGAUAAAGCAGCAGGCAGAAGCAUCCUCAGGGGAUGCUCACAACAUUACCGAGACACGGCGAAGGGGGGGGCAGUUGCAACGGCGACAAAGAGGAGCAGCACUUGCUGCUGCAGCAGAUGCAGCAGCAGCAGCAGAUGCAGCAAUCACAAGAUCAUCAGUGAGGUACCGCCAGCGCCCAGACCAGCAGCAGCAGCAACAGCAGCCACUGCAGCAGCAGGUGCUGCAGGUUCUGAAGCCCGUCGCGUUGCUGCAGCUCCCGCUAAGGAAGCUAAACAGGUGUUGUCGUUUGCUGUCAAGGGGGGCGGUCACAGCGCCUCCGGUGGGUGGACGCCCAGCAGCAGGAGCAGCAGCUGCUGCAGCAGGAGCUGCAGCAGCAGAUGCAGUGGCCAAGCGCACCGCAGCAGACUUGCGAGACCCUCGCCCAAUUGGAAAGGACACGGGAGCAACAGCAGAUCAGAAGGAAGAGGCCGCGCAACAGUCAACAGCAGCACCGACCAUACCAGUGCCAGCUGCUGCAGCUGCUGCAGCUGCUGCGGCUGCUGGUUAUAAUGUCGCACCAACAGAAAACAUAGUAGCGUCAGCAUCUGCAGCAGCUGCUGCUUCUGCUGCGGAUCCCGUUGCAGCUGGAGGCUAUAUCGACGGCUCAGCUGCAGCAGUAGCAACAGCAAUGGAGCGAACGCUGCGUACAGCAGCAGCAGCGGAACAGCGAAGGCAACCGCAGCAGUCGCAGGGAGCCCGAAAAAGACUUGGGGACCAGCAGCAACUGCUGCUGCAGCGCAUGCAGCAGCAGCACCAGCAGCAGCACAUGAUUCAGCCAGGGAUCCUUGAGAUAGCACCAGUCUUUGAGAAGCUUCGGGGCCGUCGGCUUCGCGUCGUCAGUUGCAGCUGCAAUAAGAGGAGCAGCAGCAACAAUAAGAGCAGCAGCAACAGCAGCAGAAGCAAUAGUACUGGUAAGGAGUACAGCAGCAGCCUCAAGGGAAUCAUAAUGCGCGUCACGAGAAGCAGCAGCAGCAGCAGCAGCAUCAGCAACACAGACACCAGCAGCUCGCCGUCGCAGUUGCAGCCCAAGAGCGUCACUGCAGCAGCAGAGAGAGCAGCACGAUCGGCAGCAGCGCGACAAUGCACACUAACAGGAGCAGCGAAAACAGCAGCAACAGCUGCAGCACGGCAGCCUGUCUUUCACAGGCAGUUCAUCUCAACUACAACCAAAACCUGCAUUAGCUAUCACGACGCCCGCAGCAGCUGCUGUUCACCAGGGCCUCACCCCGAUGUAUCCGUAUCUGCUGCUGCUGCUGGCAGCGCCAGUAACACCGGCGGCGACUCAACCAGCUAUCGCAGCAGCUACAGAAAUACCAGUACCAGCAACAACAGCAGCAGCAGCGGCUUCGUCAGCUGCAUCGGCCACAGCGGAUUGAACAGUCAACGAGGCCGUGGCAAGGUUUUCCACGGUGGAAGCCCCCUCAAUGAAUCUCAGCAGCAGCAGCAGCAGCACCGGAAGGCGCAGCAGCACCGGGAGGAGCACCAGCUCCUUAGACUGCCCCAGCCCAAAGCACAUCUAAGUGCACUUACAGUGAAUGACGGAAGCAGCAGCAGCAGCACCACUAGUAUUGCUGCUGCUGUUUCUGUAGCUGCUGCUGCGUCUGCGUCCUCUUUCGCUGCUGCUCCCGCUGUUCGCGUUGCAGCUGCUGCAGUCUUCUCCCUCCAGCAACACGCAUGCAUUGCGUUGGUUUGCAGCGGCAGCAACAACAGUUACAGCAGCAGCAGCAACAGUAGGCACGACCGCAGCAGCAGCAGCGCCAAGCACGACAACAACAGCAGCAGCGGGUACAACAACAACAACAGCAGCAGCAGCAGGUGCAGAAAGAACAGCAGGAGCAGUAACAGCAGCAGCAGUGUUAUGGCAGACUCUGGCGUCUCAGUGAAUGGGGGGCCUCCAUCAGGGGCUCCCCAUUCCUUAGUGGCUACCAAUGGGGCCGUUCAGGCGGAGCCCACCAAUUCAGGUUCGAAUCCUGUGAACUUUUAUUUGACUGACCGUCUGCCGCAUGCCAUGGUGCUGGAUGCGCUGCCGUAUGUGGACCCGCUGCCUGCUGAGCAGCAGCAGCAAGUGCAGCAGCUGCUGCAGCAGGAAAUGGCAGCAAUUGCACGGGAAUCAGGGGGACCCGAUAACCUCCCUGAUUACCUUAAAGAACUCCCUCUUCCUAAGACGCCUGCUUUAGAUGAUGCAGAAACGAUGUUAGGCAAAGAGAUGGCUAGGAAAGCGAAGGGGGAUCCGAUUCCUGAGUUGGAUUUGAGUAAAUAUACCUCUUUUUCGGUGCCUUCUGGCUCGAAGGCAGGAGAUGUAAAGGCGUGGGAGAAGACAGUGGCGACUUGUCAGCAGCUGCUGCAGCAUGCAGCAACAGCACACGUAAAUCUCGAGCUAAUGAAUGCACAUGCUGCAGCUUCGUGGCAGCGGCACCUUUCAAACCUUUCACAAACCAAAGACAGACUUGUCGCUGCAACGAAACGGCGCACCGAGGAGGAGAAUGCCAUUUGCAAGACUCGAAAGUUGCAGCAGGUAGAGGCCUCAGGCACCCUCAAGCAGCUGGAGCAGACGGCGCAGCAAUACAGGAACAACAACGCCUCCAUCAUUGAGGCGCUGGGGCCGCUGACGGCGGAAGUUAUGGAUCUGAAGGCCAAGUGCAGAAUCAGAGGUAUUUUACCUGAGUAUGCAGAAGAAGACGAGUUUGAUUUGGAGGCGUGGCAGGAGGCCGCAAACACUACGGGUUGA